Messenger RNA from Pan troglodytes (chimpanzee), 3627 nucleotides. RefSeq names its product phospholipid phosphatase related 3 (gene PLPPR3). The record is from RefSeq and is a predicted model, not a curated record. NCBI's taxonomy places the organism in Eukaryota, Metazoa, Chordata, Mammalia, Primates, Hominidae. Gene Ontology annotation, biological process: phospholipid metabolic process; phospholipid dephosphorylation; signal transduction. The coding region runs from base 493 to 2649 and encodes 718 amino acids. Gene Ontology annotation, cellular component: plasma membrane. The transcript is spliced from 8 exons. Gene Ontology annotation, molecular function: phosphatidate phosphatase activity.
GCGGGGCGGGGGCAGUCGGAGCCGGCGAGAGACCGUGAGAGACACGGAGACAGUCAGAGACCCCGAAACCCCAACCCCCGCCCCCGCCUCCGCCCCCGUCUCGAUGGCGCCCCCCGGGCCGACCGCAGCCACCCGGGAGGGGAGGACGGGACCGUCACCGCCGCAGGCCCGAAGGGAGGAGGACGCGACCCCCGAGCCCCGCCAGCCGUUCGCGCAGACCUGAGACCCCCGAGACCCCCGUCGGUGGGAGGCGGCGCCAGGGAGGCGGGGACGGUGCGCGGGGCCUGCGGAGGACGCGCCCAGACAAAGAGCCCCCGCCCCUGGCGCGGCGUCUGGGCUGCGGCGUCUGGGCGCGCGCGGGGGUCUCCGGGCCGGACCCUCCCCUCCCCCGCCCCCCUCCCCUUCCCGGCUCCCGGCCCCGCCCCACGGAGGAGACGCGCUUUGUGCUGGGCGCCGGCCGCGCCAGCCACGGCCUGCGGCGCCCGCGGCACCAUGAUCUCCACCAAGGAGAAGAACAAGAUCCCGAAGGACAGCAUGACGCUUCUGCCCUGCUUCUACUUCGUGGAGCUGCCCAUAGUGGCUUCUUCCAUCGUAUCCUUGUACUUCCUGGAGCUGACCGACCUCUUCAAGCCGGCCAAAGUGGGCUUCCAGUGCUAUGACCGCACUCUCUCCAUGCCCUACGUGGAGACCAACGAGGAGCUCAUCCCGCUGCUGAUGCUGCUCAGCUUGGCCUUCGCGGCCCCUGCCGCCUCGAUCAUGGUGGCCGAGGGCAUGUUGUACUGUCUGCAGUCCCGGCUGUGGGGCCGUGCCGGGGGGCCCGCCGGGGCGGAGGGCAGCAUCAACGCCGGCGGCUGCAACUUCAACUCCUUCCUGCGGCGUACGGUGCGGUUUGUGGGUGUCCACGUGUUCGGCCUGUGUGCCACAGCCCUGGUGACGGACGUGAUCCAGCUGGCCACGGGUUACCACACUCCCUUCUUCCUCACCGUCUGCAAGCCCAACUACACUCUCCUGGGCACGUCCUGCGAGGUCAACCCCUACAUCACGCAGGACAUCUGCUCCGGUCACGACACCCACGCCAUCCUGUCUGCACGGAAGACCUUCCCGUCCCAGCACGCCACGCUGUCAGCCUUCGCCGCGGUCUAUGUGUCGAUGUACUUCAACUCGGUCAUCUCGGACACCACCAAGCUGCUGAAGCCCAUCCUGGUCUUCGCCUUUGCCAUCGCCGCGGGCGUUUGCGGGCUCACGCAGAUCACGCAGUACCGCAGCCACCCGGUGGACGUGUAUGCCGGCUUCCUCAUCGGGGCGGGCAUCGCUGCCUACCUGGCCUGCCACGCGGUGGGCAACUUCCAGGCCCCACCUGCAGAGAAGCCCGCGGCCCCGGCCCCCGCCAAGGACGCGCUGCGGGCCCUGACGCAGCGGGGCCACGACUCGGUUUAUCAGCAGAAUAAGUCGGUGAGCACCGACGAGCUGGGGCCCCCAGGGCGGCUGGAGGGCGCGCCCCGGCCCGUGGCCCGCGAGAAGACCUCGCUGGGCAGCCUGAAGCGCGCCAGCGUGGACGUGGACCUGCUGGCCCCGCGCAGCCCCAUGGCCAAGGAGAACAUGGUGACCUUCAGCCACACGCUGCCCAGGGCCAGCGCGCCCUCGCUGGACGACCCCGCGCGCCGCCACAUGACCAUCCACGUGCCGCUGGACGCCUCGCGCUCCAAGCAGCUCAUCAGCGAGUGGAAGCAGAAGAGCCUGGAGGGCCGCGGCCUGGGGCUGCCCGACGACGCCAGCCCCGGGCACCUGCGCGCGCCCGCCGAACCCAUGGCGGAGGAGGAGGAAGAGGAGGAGGAGGAAGAGGAAGAGGAGGAGGAGGAAGAGGAGGAGGACGAGGGCCCGGCCCCGCCCUCGCUCUACCCCACCGUGCAGGCGCGGCCGGGGCUGGGGCCUCGGGUCAUCCUCCCACCGCGCGCGGGGCCGCCGCCGCUGGUGCACAUCCCGGAGGAGGGCGCGCAGGCGGGGGCCGGCCUGUCCCCCAAAAGCGGCGCCGGGGUGCGCGCCAAGUGGCUCAUGAUGGCCGAGAAGAGCGGGGCGGCAGUGGCCAACCCUCCGCGGCUGCUGCAGGUCAUCGCCAUGUCCAAGGCUCCGGGCGCGCCGGGCCCCAAGGCGGCCGAGACGGCGUCAUCGUCCAGCGCCAGCUCCGACUCCUCGCAGUACCGGUCGCCGUCGGACCGCGACUCCGCCAGCAUCGUGACCAUCGACGCGCACGCGCCGCACCACCCCGUGGUGCACCUGUCGGCCGGCGGCGCGCCCUGGGAGUGGAAGGCGGCGGGCGGCGGGGCCAAGGCGGAGGCCGACGGCGGCUACGAGCUGGGGGACCUGGCGCGCGGCUUCCGCGGGGGGGCCAAGCCCCCGGGCGUGUCCCCCGGCUCGUCGGUCAGCGACGUGGACCAGGAGGAGCCGCGGUUCGGGGCCGUGGCCACCGUCAACCUGGCCACGGGCGAGGGGCUGCCCCCGCUGGGCGCGGCCGAUGGGGCGCUGGGCCCGGGCAGCCGGGAGUCCACGCUGCGGCGCCACGCGGGCGGCCUGGGGCUGGCGGAGCGCGAGGCGGAGGCGGAGGCCGAGGGCUACUUCCGCAAGAUGCAGGCGCGCCGCUUCCCCGACUAGCGCGGCGGGGCCGGGGGCGGGCGGGGGGCGGGCCGAGGGCGCGGGCGGCCGCGCGGAUGCUCAAUAAAGCGGCAGAAACCGAGGUCGGGCUCUUGGUCAUUCGCUCUGGCCCGCACGCCCCACGAAGGGACCCCCACUCUCAGGGCCGGGCCCACCCCGCCCGUGGCCCCACCUGGCGCUUCGGCGGACACCCGGGCGGGAGCCGGGGCCGCCCGCGGCACAGAAAGAGGAAACCAGCAAUGAAGGCGGAACGGAGCGAGGAUACAGAAGAUUUAUUCAAAGUCCAGGUACAGACUGGCCAACCUGCCUCUACAGCGUCCACAGCGAACACAGGGCUAGACAAGGGAGGAGUUUCUCAAACGGUUUUAAUCGGUUCUCUCCGCGUCACAAGCCAUCGGGUAAGGCAACGGAAUGUGCGUGGGGUCCCCUGUGGCUCCGCGGUCACAAUACUGAGCCUGGAAUUGCUGUUAGCAAAAUAUACAUUUGUGUCACCAUAAAAAACCGCGCCGCCGCCCCUCGGGUCUCACAACAGGUAUAAAAAAUUAUAAAUAUUUACACCCUUGUUACACUCUUUUACGGAAAGGGGAUCCUAGGAAAGCCCCCGGGACAGGACGCGGGGGCGGUAGAAAGAGCACAGAGAAGACAGGAGGAGCGCCCGCCUUCCGGGUCCCAGCAUCAGAGGCAGGCAAAACACAGAAAUGAGACUUUGGUCCAAAAUUUGAAGGAAGAAAAAACCCUGAAGAAGUUUGAGAGCAAGUUUUCUAGGCGACUGCAGGUGAAGGCGUGGUGUAAGGCAACCGGAGGCGAUGCCAGAGGCGGCGACACGCCCGCCCCUUCCCUGAAGCUCAGGGGCUCUAAGAUAGGACCGGGGCUCCCUGUGCCUGACCCGCUGGGCGGCCCCGCCUGCUCUCUGGAAACUGGGUCCUGCCUGUGACUUAAUUACAAGGAAUAAAAUAAAAGUAACAGCAUACAAGGUAA